AUGGCCCGCCCGGUGCUGCUCCCUCUGGUCGCUACGCUGGCUGCCUUCUUUGGCGCCCUCAGCUUCGUGGGCUCCUCGGGCCAGGCACGCAGCUCCUGCAGCCGCGUGCCCGCGCGGGUCAGCGCGGAGUACCUGGAGCGCUGCGGCCCCAAGGACUCGGACGUGCCCUUCGGCAGCGCCAGCGCCACGGGCCCGGGUGCCACCGUGGAGUUCAAGAAGCGGCCCUUCGGCAUCCUGCGUUACCAGCCGGGCCAGGGCGGCAAGGGAGCCAUGGCCAUGGAGAUCAUCCCCAAGUCCAGGUACCCCGGUGAUCCUCAGGGCCAGGCCUUCGCGGCAGGUGUGCAGAGCGGAUGGGUGGUCGCCUCCAUCAAUGGCCAGGACAUGCUCAACGAGGAUUUCGGCAAGAUCAUGGAUCUCUUGGACGAUGAGGUGGCUGAUCCCCGCUUCUCCAAGUCGACGGCCUUGGCGCUCGAGAAGCAGGGUGGACGCUUGGCCGAGCCUGUCGAGGCCCCGCUCUCCGUGGUCUUCAACUCCAUCCCGGGCUACACCUACAAGGGCGCUGCGCUGACAGAGGACGGUCAGGACGGCUUCGCGCGCUGA
Symbiodinium natans is the source of this 600-nucleotide messenger RNA. NCBI's taxonomy places the organism in Eukaryota, Dinophyceae, Suessiales, Symbiodiniaceae. The record is from the annotation of a GenBank genome assembly.